AUGCAGUUGAUACGGUGGGCAGAAUUCCAAAACUUCGAAAUUCUUCCAGAGGGAUCUGUGGCAGCAUUUUUCGUCAAGAACAAGAUUACCAACAGAACUUCAAUUUUGGCCUGGUCCGGUUCCUCAUUCAGCCGCAAGGAUCUGUUGGAAACUUCAAUUUAUCCAUCUGAUGAACUACUGUCGGGAAAUCUGGAAUUUUCGAAGCAAGACGACACUCGAAUUUUUCCAUCGAGGGAGGCGGGAAUCAAUACUCUGAAAAGCGUUAGUAUUCUUCUGCGAGUUACACUGCACAAAAAUUAUGAAGUAUUUGGUGUCAAUUGGUUUUUACCCUCAAGUUGUCAAAUAAAGGCGGAAGGGCACCAUUCGCUCAAAGUACCAGGAUUAUUGGCUAUAAAAUUUAGCUCAAUGGCUGGACAUAAGAAGCUGGAUAUUACUGGACGGGCCAUAAUUGGUCAAACGGGAACAAUACCUUUCCAAUACAAUCGCUUCACAGAUGAGCUGAAUUCGAAACCAUUCAUGGAUCACGAGGCCCUAUAUCCGCCUAAUUAUACACAGCUGGAGAAUCUUUUGCGCGUAUUCUCAGAGAGAAAUGGUGAGUCAUUUUCACUUCAGCUCAUUUGGUAUCAGUAUUCUCUGCCAGUGUACGACCGAAAAAACAUUUAG
Echinostoma caproni is the source of this 663-nucleotide messenger RNA. NCBI's taxonomy places the organism in Eukaryota, Metazoa, Platyhelminthes, Trematoda, Plagiorchiida, Echinostomatidae. The record is from the annotation of a GenBank genome assembly.